This is a messenger RNA of Epinephelus lanceolatus (giant grouper), 2592 nucleotides long. It is a transcript of the gene pigv, whose product is annotated as phosphatidylinositol glycan anchor biosynthesis, class V. Lineage: Eukaryota; Metazoa; Chordata; Actinopteri; Perciformes; Serranidae. Gene Ontology annotation, biological process: GPI anchor biosynthetic process. The record is from RefSeq and is a predicted model, not a curated record. Gene Ontology annotation, molecular function: GPI mannosyltransferase activity; alpha-1,6-mannosyltransferase activity. Gene Ontology annotation, cellular component: endoplasmic reticulum membrane; mannosyltransferase complex.
UGUCAUUCGAAACGAAGCAGAGCUGCUGCGGGAUGCGGAUAUGAGGACAAAGAUUGCACCUGAAAUCAAACGCUAUGUGACGACGGCUAGCUUUCUGAUAAAAUUCAUGUUUACAUUCUCCUGAAUUUGUCAAAACAAUGAAACUACGCAACUUCCGGAAUCUCAUUCGCCGAGUAGCUUUCCCCAGCUAGCUAUGCUUCAUAGAAAAUAUGACGAAGUCAGCAGUGACUGUCUCGUAGCAGCGACAAUGCUCAGGCCUGUCAUAACCGGCUCUUUCAGAUUUUCUCCGUCACAUCAAUGACUAUGGAUGUCAGAGCAGUUCUGGAGUUCGCCACAGUCACCAGGGGUCUGUCACUGUUUUUACAGGCUGUUUUAAAUGCUCUCAUCCCUGACCAUGAUGCUGAUGCGUUCAGGCCCCCACGGACAGAGGAGCAUCUGUACUUGGACUCUGCAGUGGAGUGGUUAUUAGGUGGCCUCUCUCACUGGGAUGCUGAGCAUUUCCUCUUCAUCGCUGAGAGAGGAUACCUCUAUGAGCACAACUUUGCUUUUUUCCCCCUCUUCCCUGUCAUCCUGCGAGGCCUGGCAGAGACGCUGCUGUGGCCCCUGAGCAGCUGGCUGAGUGUGCGUGGGCGUCUGCUGGUGGCUGUUGCUCUGGGAAACAGUGCCCUCUUCCUGUUGAGCGUGGUCGCCCUGUAUGCGCUCAGCAGGAUAGUUCUCCAGGACAGACGUCUCGCUCUGCUCUCCACCCUGCUCUACUGCAUCACACCCGCCAAUGUUUUCAUGACAGCUGCAUACUCAGAGAGCUUGUUUGCUGCGCUCACAUUCGGUGGUCUGUUCCUCCUGGAGAAAGGAUUCACCUUCCGAGCCUGCCUGGCUCUCAGUAUAGCCACUGCAGCACGAUCUAACGGACUUGUUAACAUAGGGUUUCUACUGUAUCUUCCAUCACUGCACGCUAUUUCCCAAAUCCGUGUAUACCGAGCAACAACAAAAGGCCACAGUAAAGUCUUCCACUAUAUUUGGGCCAUCAUCCGUCUCCUGCUCACCUCCAUCUUGGGAACUGCAAUUAUUGCCCUUCCCUUCUGUGCUUUCCAGUACUAUGGGUACAGGACGUUUUGCACCCCGUCUGUCUCCUUAGAACGCAUCUCCCCUGCUCUUCUCUCUCUGGGUGAACUGAAGGGCUACCGGGUUCCAGAUGAAAAUGGUCCACCGCCCCUCUGGUGCAUGAGACCUCUCCCCCUGCUGUAUUCUCAUAUCCAGGAUGUUUAUUGGGAUGUGGGAUUCCUCCGCUACUUUGAGCUAAAGCAGAUACCAAACUUCAUUCUGGCUCUACCUAUGGCUACCCUCGGCAUAAUGGCAGCUUACGCAUAUUUCCAAGCCAAUCCAGAACUGUGUCUGAGACUCGGACUUUGGGAGACAGGUGCAAAUAAAGGGCUUGACAAACCCUUACCGGGAAUGUUCAACCCCAGAGUGUUUGUGUAUGUUGUACAUUCAACAGUGCUCCUGGUGUUUGGAACCUUGUGCAUGCAUGUACAGGUCCUAACCAGAUUCAUGGCUUCCUCGUCUCCCGUGCCCUUCUGGAUAAGUGCUCACCUGCUCCUCCUUAAUGAACCACUCCUUCAUCGAAGGAAAACAUCAAAUCCCAAUGUACAGCUACAGACGCAUUCCAGGAAUGGAUGCAAGCACACACCUCAAAACCCCAUCAUUGCACUGCUGCCACACUUUAAAGCCUGUUCUCCGACUACACAGAGCAUCCUGGGAUACUUCCUGUCUUACUGGGUGCUUGGCCUGGCCCUGCAUUGUAAUUUCUUGCCAUGGACAUGACUUAAGACAUUACUCUGAGCUUUAAAUGCAAUAUUUCCAUGUAGGACUGGGCUAUAUACCUUACUUUAAAACAUAUUAACACAAGUGUUUUACAGUACAUCAUCAGUAUUCAAUUUUUGCAACACUUUGUCAAUGUUACAUUUAUUAAAAAGAUAAAAUCAUUUACUUUUAUUUGGGUGAAUAAAUCCAAUGCAAAGGGAAAACACAAUUAUAUGGCCCAGUCCUACAUACAAGUUACAGACAUGGUUACAUUUUUUAUGCUGGUUUAUUCAUGCAAUAGUAAUUAGUCAACAAAUUUGAUUUGAGCAUCUCUGUUAAAUGUGUUUAUAACAGUUUGAGAACAAACUCAAAUGUACAAUAUUCCUGAAACUGUAUCGAACACUGUUCAGUUGUAAAUAUUGGAAAGACUAUGGUUCUACUUGAAAAGGAAAUAUUUUUAUUUCUUGCUGCGGUUUUGCUGAAGCAAAACAUUUGAUUUUCUCCUUAAUUUAAUAUUGCACUGCAUGUUUGGAAGGGUUAUUCCAAGUUAUAGUUUGGGAUUUUUUUUGAAUGUGAAUGAAAAAAAAUAAAGCUUUUGUUGCUGUUAAAGGAUCCUCAGUCUAGUUUCAUGUAAAGGAAAUCCUUUUACUUGAGGCAUUUAAUGUAAAACUGCUGUAUUGUGUUUCGAUGUAAAUAACUUUGGCUGCUGAAGUUGCACUGGCAAGUUUAGCCUUGAAUUUAAUAUUAAAGUAAAUGUGAUAAAGCUAAACAACAUAUGUGUAUGUAUGGAAA